Molecule: messenger RNA, 336 nt
Organism: Wickerhamiella sorbophila
Lineage: Eukaryota; Fungi; Ascomycota; Dipodascomycetes; Dipodascales; Trichomonascaceae
Product: Myoneurin
Exons: 1
Coding region: 1-336 (111 amino acids)
Biological process (GO): regulation of transcription by RNA polymerase II
Cellular component (GO): nucleus
Molecular function (GO): sequence-specific DNA binding; DNA-binding transcription factor activity, RNA polymerase II-specific
Source: RefSeq, a predicted model, not a curated record
AUGCGGGAGUAUUUGGACGUCACGGGGCAAGCCAAGCCGUUUGCCAAACCCAGAGAACGCAUUGGAAGCGCCCUGGACCGAAAAAGCGCAAAUAAAAACUGGCACUGCACUCUGUGUGGCCGGGUGUGUUCCAGCAAAUCGAGUUUAAGGAGGCACGUUCGUCGCCACGAGGGCCUGCGGCCAUUCCAGUGCACCCUGUGUUCCAAGGCAUACACUGCCAAGCACAACCUUGACUACCACUUGCGCUCUGCGCACCCGCUAGCCAGUCCAUCAGCGAUAGCCAACCACAUCAAACAGCAACAACGACCACCACCUCAGCAGCCGGUCCCUCUCUGA